Molecule: messenger RNA, 3058 nt
Organism: Lathyrus oleraceus (garden pea)
Lineage: Eukaryota; Viridiplantae; Streptophyta; Magnoliopsida; Fabales; Fabaceae
Product: probable disease resistance protein At5g66900
Exons: 6
Coding region: 271-2709 (812 amino acids)
Molecular function (GO): ADP binding
Source: RefSeq, a predicted model, not a curated record
AUCCUAAAGCAAAAUGAACAAGAAAGUUCUUUUACAUUGAAUCCAUCGAAAAAGAAAACACCAGGGGCCACAAGACUAAAUUAUCAAUGAAAUUAAACAAUCUUUAUAUAAAUAAAUAAGUACAAAACCCAAAAUAUUCUCAUUUAUCAAAGAAUAAAACUCUUAAUAAAAUUUUUAUUCUAUUCCUCCUAUCAGUGAGAACAAAAACAGCUGAAGCUCUAGUUGAUUAGAGAGAAAUUUUUAUAGCACGUUGAUUUGUUAGUGUAGAUCAUGGCUAUGGUUCUAGAUGCAGUUAUUGGAAAAGUAGUGGAUGAACUUUUGAGUUCAGUAGUUGAAAUGAAGAACAGAGCUUUGAAGUUCAAAUCAACUCUAGAAAGAUUAGAAAAAACUCUCCAAUCAUUAGCACCGUUGAUCAAUCAAAUAGAUGAACUCAACAAGAAACUAGAUCGACCAGCUAAAGAAACAGAAAGACUAAUCAAGCAAAUGAAAGACGGAAAAGAACUCGUCCUCAAAUGUUGUGAUCAAGACAAAAUCCAGUGGUGGAACUGUUGUUACAAAAAGGCAGAAUAUCAAGAACAGCUUGAAGAGUUGGAUGGUGAGAUUAGAAGAUUUUUUGAGCUUGAUUUGAGAGCUCAAGAUGCGAGGAAUGGGUUGGAAGCACUUUUGGAGAUUAAGGAGUUUCGUGCUGAGUUUAGAAGUGUUGGUUUGAGGAAUGAGAGAAUUGAAUUAAGAGGUGUUUGUUUGCCUCCUCAACCACCUGGUUUUACUGUUGGGUUGGAUGGGCCUUUGAAUGAGUUGAAGAAGAGGUUGUUGAAUGAUGAGGUUAGUGUUUCUGUUGUUACGGUUACUGGUUCCGGUGGAUCGGGGAAAUCUACGUUGGCGAAAAGGUUUUGUUGGGAUGAACAAGUAAAAGGUAAAUUCAAGGAUAAUAUCUUGUUCAUUACAUUUGCAAAAACACCAAAGCUGAAUGCCAUAGUGCAGAAACUGUUUCAACACACUGGCUAUCAAGUUCCCGAUUUUCAAAGCGAUGAAGAUAUGUUUAACCAAUUGGAACAAUUGAUGAAACAAAUUGUGAAAAAUGGCCCGAUAUUGUUGGUCUUGGACGAUGUUUGGUUAGGAUCGGAAUCACUUGUUGACAAUUUUGUGUUUGAGAUUCCAAAUUACAAGAUUUUAGUGACAUCAAGAUUUGCAAUUGGAAGAUUUGGACAUCCAUUUGUCUUGAAACCACUUUCGGAAGCAAAUGCUAUAAACCUGUUUAAACAUUCAGCUUCCUUAACCAAGAGCAACUCAGAUAUUCCUGAUGAUGUUGUGAAAGAGAUAGUAAGAGGUUGUAGCGGUUCUCCCUUAGCGCUUCGAGUGAGUGGAAGAUCGUUAAGUAAUGAACCACAGAUAGUUUGGCUUAACAGGGCUAGGGAAUUAUCAGCUGGUGGUACGAUUCUCGAUUCUAACACCGACAUACUUUCGUGUCUCCAAAAGAGCUUAGAUGUUUUGGAUCCAAAAUCCAUGGAGUGUUUUCGGGACUUAGGCUUAUUCCCUGAAGAUCAGAGGAUCCCUGUCGCUGCCCUUGUUGAUAUGUGGGCAGAACUAAGGAAUGAUGAUGAUGCAACUGCAAUGGAGAGAAUCUAUAAACUGGUUAACCUCAACUUAGCUGAUAUUAUUGUCACAAGGAAAGUGGCGAGUGGUACAAUUGACUACAACUAUCAUUAUGUUACACAACACGGCCUUCUUCGUGACCUAGCCAUCCGUAAUAAUAGCCAAGAGCCCGAGGAUAAGAGGAAUAGACUCAUAAUUGACACAAGUGCAAAUAAUCUUCCCUCGUGGUGGACAUCAGAGACUGAAUAUCACAUUGCAGCUCACGUUUUAUCUAUAUCAACUGAUGAGGCAUUCCCUUCGAAAUGGUGUAACUUGCAACCAACUCAAGUUGAGGCUUUCGUGUUAAACCUUAGAGAAAAGAAGUGCAUACUACCAAUGUUCAUGAAGAAAAUGAACAAACUAAAAGUUUUAAUAAUAACAAACUAUGACUUCUAUCAAGCUGAAUUAGAGAAUUUCGAGCUUCUCGACCAUCUAUCAAGUCUCAAGCGAAUCAGAUUAGAGAAAGUCUUGAUUCCUUUCCUCGGGAAAACAAUAGUACAAUUGAAGAAUCUUCAGAAGUGUUCUUUCUUCAUGUGCAAUGUGAAUGAAGCAUUUAAGAAUUGCACUAUCCAAGAUUCAGAAAUUUUUCCAAAUUUGGUGGAGAUCAAUUUCGAUUACUGUGACAUGGUGGAACUGCCAAAUGUGAUUUCUUACAUUGUAUCCCUAAAGAAGGUUAGUAUUACAAAUUGUCAUAAGCUUAGUGCACUUCAUGAAGGAAUUGGAAAAUUGGUUAAUUUGGAAUCACUAAGGUUAAGUUCAUGCAGUGGUUUAUUAAAGUUGCCAGAUUCAAUCACAAAUAUUCAUAGGCUAAAGUUUCUAGACAUCUCUGGAUGCAUAAGCCUUAGUCAUUUACCUGAUAAUGUAGGUGAGUUGGAGAAACUAGAAAAUCUGAAUAUGAGAGGUUGCUCAAGCAUUAGUGAAUUGCCAUCAUCAGUUAUGGAUCUUGAGGGAUUAAAGCAUGUGGUGUGUGAUGAAGAAACUGCUGAAAAAUGGGAACCUUUUAGAGCCAUUCUUAGUGAUCUAAGGAUAGAGGUUGUUCAAGAAGAUUUCAAUUUAGAUUUUCUUUACAAUCAGUAGUGAUGAUAUUUGGAAAUUGACAGAGAAAUAAAGAAUCAAAUGAGAAGGUAUUAUGGAUUUCUUUACAUUUUUGGAGUGAUUGAGUAUAAAGAAUUAUUGUUGCAAAAUAGUAUGAGAAAUAUUCAUUACAUUGAGUUUCUAAGCUUUAUGUUGAAGACAGUGAACAAUAAUCAAAAACAAAGAAACUGAAGUGAUGUUUCUUUGAUUUGAACUAAAAUAGUUAUGGGAAUUGAAACCCAGAGACUUGGCAAUUAAAAUGGAAUUCUCAGCUGCUGAGAUAGGUUAAAUGUGUUGUUGUAUUUUUGCUUUAUUUAAAAUUAUAUAAUUUUUCAAUUUAAUUUUUGGAUUA